GUUCGAAGUCCUCCGCGUUCACACGCGUACAGAAAACUUUUCGUGGAACUCUGCGGAUUAUUCCAUAAUAUAUAUAAAGACGAGUGGAGCGAGAGUGACCCUUCAGACGGCCCUCGAGAACGUUCUCCGCUCGAGCUCAACGCUCCGCGGGAAUGGGUGUGCGCGGGAGGAAGCCCGCGCCAGUGCGCGCGCUGCUGCCGGCAGUCCUCGGCUCUCUCAUAAUCCUGACGCUUUCAGAAUGCAGCGUUACGUGGGAGGUACAGCGCUUUGACGGCUGGUACAACAACUUGGCGCGUCACCCGAGAGGAGCAGCAGGUUCCCCCCUUAUGCGCCUCCUUCCAGCACGGUACUCUGAUGGUGUGUACCUGCCUGUCCGAGAGCCCUAUCUGCCCAAUCCCCGCAGCAUCAGCAGUGUGGUAUCCCGAGGCCCCUCUGGCCUACCUUCCUCCAGAAAUCAAACUGUCCUUUCUGUCUUCUUCGGUUAUCACGUGGUCUUUGAGAUUCUGGACUCCAGACGCCCUGGCUGCCCUCCUGAGUUUAUGCAGAUCACAGUCCCCAAAGGAGAUGCUGUCUUUGACCCAAAUGGUACUGGGAAAACCUUACUUCCCUUCCAGCGUGGCCAGUGGGAUGAAGACACAGGCCAGAGUCCUAACAACCCCCGCACUCAGGUGAAUCAUGUGACUGCCUGGAUAGAUGGAAGCUCCAUCUAUGGCUCUUCCAGCUCCUGGUGUGAUGCCCUGAGGAGCUUCUCUGGGGGACGUCUGGCAACAGGCUCCAAGAAGGGGCUCCCUAAGAUGAGCUCAGCACCCUACUUCAUGUGGAACUCAGUAGACCCAACCACGGGCCAGCAUGGUCGCUAUGGCCUCUAUGAAUUUGGGAAUGCAAGGGGUAAUGAAAACAUGUUCACUGUAGCGGAGGGGAUCAUAUGGUUCAGGUACCACAACUAUCUGGCAUCCCAACUGCAAAGAAGACACCCCUCCUGGUCUGAUGAAGAGCUGUUCCAGAAUGCCAGGAAGAGGGUGAUUGCCACCCUUCAGAAUAUUGUGUGGUACGAAUGGCUACCAGCUUAUUUAGGAAACAAGACAGUUCCUAGCUACCCAGGUUACCAGAAGUAUGUGGAUCCAGGAAUUUCACCAGAAUUCCAAGCGGCUGCCAUGCGAUUUGGCUACUCAAUGGUGCCACCUGGUGUGUAUAUGAGAAACUGGACCUGUCACUACCGAGAUGUCAUCAACUUUGAUGGGACCACUUCUCCAGCUGUACGUUUGUGCAACAGCUUCUGGAAUCGACAGAACCCAAACUUGCAGACAGAGCGAGAUGUGGAUGACCUCAUGAUGGGCAUGGCCUCCCAGAUUGCAGAGAGAGAGGACAAUAUCAUUGUGGAAGAUCUGAGAGAUUACGUGUACGGUCCCAUGAAAUUCUCCCGCUCUGACUUGGUGGCAUUGACUGUUCAGAGGGGUCGGGAUUAUGGGCUUCCUAGCUACAACCAGGCCAGGGAAGCCCUCAACCUGCACCCCGUGAACUCCUGGGAGGAAAUCAACCCAUUACUCUACAAAACCAGUCCUCAGUUGUUCAGAGAUCUGGCUGAGCUUUACAACAAUGACAUCUCCAAGCUGGAGCUUUUUCCAGGAGGUGUCCUUGAAUCUCUUGAUGGUCCUGGACCUGUUUUCUCCUCUAUCAUCCUGGACCAGUUUACACGUAUCAGAAAUGGAGAUCGCUUCUGGUUUGAGAACAGUCAAAAUGGACUUUUCACAGCUACCGAGGUGCAGGCCAUCCGCAGUACCACAUUCCACGACGUGCUGGUUGCUGUGACCAGUGCUGAACCUGGCGACUUCCAGAAGAAUGUCUUUUUCUGGAGGGAUGGUGACCCAUGUCCACAGCCACGGCAGAUUACAGCUGAACGUCUCCAACCUUGCACGAAUGCCACCUCCUUUGAUUACUUCAGCGGCAGCCAAGUUGGAUUUGGCAUCACAGUCUCAGCCCUCUUCCUUCUCCCUCCAGUGAGCUUUCUCCUUGCGGGUCUGGUGGCCUAUUUUCGCAAGGCAAAGUUCAGAAGGUUUCAGAAGAAACGUCGGGGUGCUGGGAGCACAGAGGAAGCCGCUGGUGGUCUGAAAGCCUGUGAGUGGCAGGGCCCUGGGGAACCACUGCGGCAGGUAGAGUUGGCUGUGGACUCUCAGAAAAGGCUGCAGGUUCUGGACAUCGGUGGUUCCCUCCUUCGCUCCCUCCACCUUGGUGGCUGGCCCAAUUCGGAAGUGUUGCUUUCCAGCGACCACCAGUGCCGUGCCCUACUGCUGAAGGUACCAAAGGAGUAUGACCUGGUGCUGCUCUUUGAGAAUGAGAGUGCUCGUUCCAAGCUGGUAGGACGCCUGCGCUCUGAGGCAGCUGAUAGCGGCCGGGCCGUGGAGAUAAAAGCUGUGUCAGAGCAGCAGCUGCUGAAGGAGGCUGUGACCAAGGAACAGAGGGCGAGAUUGCUAGAAACCUUUUUCAGGCACGCCUUUGCACAGAUUCUGGAGAUUGAUCAGUGCAGUUCCGGUCAAUCUAGUCAAGUCCUCUCCAGGAGGAAGACCAGGGAAGCUCUGGAGUGUGAACUGACAUGGGUAGAAUUUGCUGAUGCCCUGGGACUCAAGCCUGACUCUUUGUUUGUGGAGUCAAUGUUUACUCUGGCUGACAAAGAUGGAAAUGGCUACCUGUCCUUUCAAGAGUUUCUGGAUAUUGUAGUCAUCUUCAUGAAAGGCUCUCCCGAAGAGAAGUCAAAGCUGAUGUUUUCCAUGCACGACAUUAGUGGAAAUGGCUUCUUGUCUAAAGAGGAGUUUUCAAGAUUGUUCAGGUCUUUCAUUGAAAUGUCUAGCAACUGCCUGUCUAAGAGCCAAGCAGAGGAGGCAAUCCAGACCAUGAUGCAGGCAGCUGGGUUCAACAGAAAGGAGCAGAUCACCUGGGAGGAUUUUCAUUUCCUGCUGCAGGACCAUGAGAAUGAGUUGCAAUUUGCCCAACUGAAUGUCAAAGGAAUGGAGAUGCAGAGCAAAAUCAGACUGAACAGAAGCCAACGUGUAUCCUUCAUCACCACUGAAAAGAAACAUUCACAGGCUAUGGGAGAAAAAGUCCUCAACUACAGUGAUGUUGGUGGAAAAGGUCAGGAUCUUCGUAGAAGAGAUGAGAAAAAGACAGGUGUGAACAGCCCUAACAUCUAUGUGAAGCCCCGGAGGGAGAAGUAUAACAGGAACCGAUUCCAGCAGGAGAUCCAAGCAUUUAAACGCUUUGUGGAGAACUAUCGCCGCCAUAUUGUUUGCUUCACCAUCUUUUACGGCAUCACAGCUGGCGUGACUCUUGAUAGAUGCUAUUACUACAGUUUACAGAUGGAGUCCAGUGGUAUCCCAGAGACCUCGGCAGUGGGAUUGGUGGUGUCGCGUGGCUCAGCGGCUGCGAUCUCCUUUUUAUUCCCCUACUUGCUGCUCACCGUCUGCCGCAACCUCAUCACUUUGGGUCGGGAGACCUUCCUCAAUCGCUACAUCCCCUUUGAUGCAGCCAUUGAUUUUCACCGCUGGGUGGCCAUGUCUGCAAUCAUCCUCACAGUGGUCCACUGUCUGGGUCAUUUGUUCAACAUCUACAUCUUCUCAAUCAGCAACCUCAGCAUUCUGGCUUGCCUUUUCCCCAGAGUCUUUGUGAAUGAUGGUUCCGAGCUUCCACAGAAGUGGUCUUGGUGGUUUUUUGAGACUGUCCCAGGCAUAACUGGCAUUUUGCUGCUCAUAAUCCUGGCCAUAAUGUAUGUCUUCGCCACACAUUACUUUCGGCGUAUCAGCUUCCAAGGCUUCUGGAUCACGCAUUACCUCUAUAUGCUUGUUUACAUUUUGACUGUCAUCCAUGGCAGUUAUGGCCUCAUUCAGGAGCCCCAAUUUUAUAUCUACCUGAUUCCCCCGGGAAUCCUCUUUCUCGUGGAUAAACUCAUCAGCCUCAACAGGAAGAAAGUGGAGAUAACUGUGCUGAAAGCUGAGCUUCUCCCAUCAGGUGUGUUAUACCUCGAGUUCAAACGGCCAUAUGGCUUCACGUACCGCUCAGGCCAGUGGGUGCGAGUUGCGUGCCUGGCGCUGGGUACGGAUGAAUACCACCCUUUCACCCUGACCUCUGCACCACAUGAGGAGACACUGAGUCUGCACAUCCGGGCUGUGGGGCCCUGGACCAGCCAGCUGAGGGAGGCCUAUGGACCUGAAAGCCUGGAGCAACCAGGGUUCUACCCAAAGCUGUAUCUGGAUGGGCCUUUUGGGGAAGGGCAUCAGGAGUGGAAGCGCUAUGAGGUGUCUGUCCUAGUUGGUGCUGGCAUUGGGGUCACCCCAUUCACCUCCAUCCUGAAAGACCUGGUGUUUAAGUCCUCUACCAGAUUCAAGAUUCGAUGCAAAAAAGUGUACUUCAUCUGGGUAACUCGGACACAGCGGCAGUUUGAAUGGGUCUCUGAUGUCAUCAGGGAAGUGGAGGAGAUGGAUACUCAAGAACUAGUCUCUGUCCACAUCUAUAUAACACAGCUGGCUGAGAAAUUUGACCUUCGGACCACCAUGCUGUACGUGUGCGAACGUCAUUUCCAGAAGUUGUGGAACCGGAGUCUUUUCACAGGCCUUCGUGCCAUCACCCACUUUGGCCGUCCCCCUUUCUCUUCCUUCCUCAGCUCCCUACAAGAGGUGCAUCCUGAGGUGGGUAAAAUCGGUGUGUUCAGCUGUGGCCCACCAGGCCUCACCAAGAACAUGGAGAAGGCCUGUCAGCAGAUGAAUAAACGUGACCGGGCCCACUUUGUCCACCACUACGAGAAUUUCUGAACCAGGGUCACCUAAGGAACUCUGGGUUGAGGUUUUGCAAUAAUGAGUCACCUCCCCCUUGGAGGCCAAGGUACAAACUGGGAUUAGUGA
Molecule: messenger RNA, 4889 nt
Organism: Scleropages formosus (Asian bonytongue)
Lineage: Eukaryota; Metazoa; Chordata; Actinopteri; Osteoglossiformes; Osteoglossidae
Gene: duox
Product: dual oxidase
Exons: 34
Coding region: 153-4799 (1548 amino acids)
Biological process (GO): response to oxidative stress; defense response; superoxide anion generation
Cellular component (GO): plasma membrane; NADPH oxidase complex
Molecular function (GO): superoxide-generating NAD(P)H oxidase activity; heme binding; peroxidase activity
Source: RefSeq, a predicted model, not a curated record